CAUGCUGCCCUGCUCUCUGAUCCAUAUACUCGACGCCCGAAGCAAGCCGUCCGCAUUCAACCCUACCAUUUGAUACGACGCAACUCAACACAACCCGACGCGACUGGAAUCAUCACCUCUCAAAACCCCCCUGGCAAUGAUAUGCCUUCCCGCCCGGCUUCCCGCACCCCACCCUCUCGGUCCGUGAGCUCCGACCUCACUUCGGAGGAGAAGGAAAAGGCCGAUCUGGUAACGGCCGCUUGCCGCGACCGCAACCUCGAUACAUUGAUCCACCUGGCCACCACCCGUCUGGGCCUCGUCUCCGAUCCUCUGCGCCGCACUGCGUGGCCUAUACUGCUAGGAUGCCCCGACCCAAACCGCCCUCGAGAGCGGGAUCCCGACAAGGAUGCGGAUAACGAUGACACAAGCCCCCGCGAACCACCCCAUCUCGACCAGCCGUCGGCCAACGUGCUGCCUCGCCACAAAGAGGAAGAGCAGGUGGCCCUCGACGUGCACCGCGCAUUCGUCUUCUACCCCAAGAACGAGUCAGAGAAACAGCUCGAUCGCCGGAAAGAAGAGCUGUCCGACCUCAUCAUUCACGUCCUCCGCCACCACCCUACAUUGAGCUAUUUCCAGGGCUACCAUGAUAUUGCCCAGGUCUUCUUGCUUGUCUUGGGCCCCCAAGAUGCCCCCGCCGCCGUCGCCCGCCUCAGUCUGUUGCGCAUACGUGACUUCAUGCUAUCCAAGCUGGAACCCGCCAUGUCCCAACUGGAGCUGCUCCGACCUCUCAUAGCAACCGCCGAUCCUCCCCUCUACAACCACCUUCCCAAGCACCGACCGGCUUUCGCUUUGGCCGGCACCAUCACCCUGUUCGCGCAUUUCAUACGGGAGUACAAGGAUGUAGCGCGCCUCUUUGAUUUCUUCCUUGCCCAACAUGCUGUGAUACCCAUUUAUUUUUUCGCUGCCGUCGUUCUAUCUCGCAGGGACGAGAUUCUAGAGAUCGAUCAGGAGGACGAGGACAUCAUGUCGGCCAUUCUCGGAAAACUGCCCGAGCCGUUCGACAUUGAAUUUCACAUCGCCCGCGCCGUGGAGCUUUAUGAACGGCUCCCACCCGAGUCCUUGGUGGGCUGGGAAUGGUGGCGCAUUUCCUCUUCCAGCGUCCUCAAAACGUCCCCCACGCCUUUCCACUUAUCUCAGACUUCGCUGGAGGAGGGCGAGAAACUGCUUCAGAAGCAGGAGAAGGAGAUUCGGCAUCGCCAGACUUGGGAUAAUGCGACUGUCCGUGUCAAGAUGGUUAGGCGCCAUCUCUGGCUCUACAGGAGGCACGGUGCUGUCGGUGUCGCCAUCAUCAUUGGUGUGUAUGCCAUGUGGCUCGGUCGCGCGCACACACGGCCUGGCUUGUCGCCCGUAGUAGACUUGUUGAAGAAACUCGCCGGGGCACUGUUGUAG
Molecule: messenger RNA, 1428 nt
Organism: Periconia digitata
Lineage: Eukaryota; Fungi; Ascomycota; Dothideomycetes; Pleosporales; Periconiaceae
Source: the annotation of a GenBank genome assembly